Molecule: messenger RNA, 1438 nt
Organism: Epinephelus lanceolatus (giant grouper)
Lineage: Eukaryota; Metazoa; Chordata; Actinopteri; Perciformes; Serranidae
Product: chymotrypsin-like protease CTRL-1
Biological process (GO): proteolysis
Molecular function (GO): serine-type endopeptidase activity
Source: RefSeq, a predicted model, not a curated record
GGAGUUUAUCAGAAGGACUCUCUGUGCUUACUGGAGGCAAAACGUCAGUGACAGCACAUGAUGGCAGACUGGACUGUGUGGAUACUCCUGAUUUGUGCUGUCCUCACUGGGCAAGGGUCAAAGGCUCAGGAUUGUGGGAUGGCACCUCUCAACACAAGGAUAGUGGGCGGUGAGAACGCCACAGCUGGAUCAUGGCCCUGGCAGGUCAGCUUGCACUUAAAUCCUCGCGGGUCUCACAUCUGUGGAGGGACCCUCAUCAGUGACCAGUGGGUGCUCACUGCAGCCCACUGUAUCGUAACAAACUCAACUGGUAAUUGGACUCUCUACUUUGGACGAGAGACUCAGUCUGGCCCUAAUGUUCAUGAGGUGAACAGCACUAUUUCCCAGAUUAUCGUCCAUCCUGACUACAACAACGUGCUGUUCAACAACGACAUCGCCCUGUUGAAGCUCAGCAGCCCUCUCAAUUUCACUGACUACAUCAGACCUGUCUGCUUGGCAAGUAACUCCAGCCAGUUUCAUAACUCCACCCCCUGCUGGGCCACUGGCUGGGGCAGACUAGGAGGGGAUGCACCCUUUGAAGCCUUUGACUCACUGCAGGAGGUUGAGGUUCCUCUCAUGGGAGAAAAUCAGUGCAGUUGCCUCUUCCUACCAGUACCAUUUGUAAACAUCACUGACGCAAUGAUUUGUGCAGGGAAAAAAAACAAAGGAGUGUGUCAUGGAGACUCUGGUGGACCUCUGCAAUGCAAACAAGGCUCUCAGUGGCUCCAGGCUGGCAUUACCAGUUUUGGAGAACCGUGUGCCCUGGGUAAUUUUCCUGAUGUCUAUGCCAGAGUCUCUGAAUUCCAGGCUUGGAUCAUGGAACAAGGGGCGGGGUCAAAUGUUAGCUUUGUGACAUUCAACUCCAGUGGCACCGACCAAGACGACAGCUUUGUGUGUCGCAGCUCAAAUGCAGCCACAGCAGCUCCAAAUGCGACAGCCACAGCAGCUCCAAAUGCGACAGCCACAGCAGCUCCAACUAACGCUUCCACAGCAUCAACUGUUCCAACUGAGCUUACAUUCAUUGUCAUCUUAGUGACAGUGUUCCUGCAGCACAUAGCAGCUCCAUAGCAGUUUUGCAGUGUUUUCUAAAUUUCUUCUUCCUCCAUUGGGUUAUGUUUGUCUUUUAAAUAAUUGUACAAAGCAUACACCUAUGUCUAACAUCAUGAUAACUGUAAUCGAGUUUAUGUGGUGAAAGUCUUGCCACACUGUUGUUUUGGAGCAUAAGUUUGUCUUUGUUGAAACAUAUUUUGCAUUGCACUUAAUUUUUUUUAUUGGCUCAUUCUAAUGUAACACAAACUUCAUCAUCUCAGCCCCAUGUCGGCCUGGAGGGGAUCAUGUGUUUCGUAUGUGUUUGUGUGUUCCUGUUAUCUGCAGCUAAUCUCACAAACUACUGGACUAA